AUGGCUCCUCAGCCCCUCAGCGCCUCGGCCGGCGCGAGCACGGACUCGGUCGGGAGGAUCCGAGGACGGGGGAGGAUCGGGGAGGAUCGGGGAGGAUCGGGGAGGAUCCGGAGGAUCGGGGAGGAUCGGGGAGGAUCCGGAGGAUCGGGGAGGAUCGGGGAGGAUCGGGGAGGAUCCGGAGGACCGGGGAGGAUCACAGGGACCGGGGAGGAUCACAGGGACCGGGAAGGAUCACAGGGACCGGGGAGGAUCACAGGGACCGGGGAGGACCAGAAGGACCGGGAGGAUCCGGGAGGAUCCGGGAGCACCGGCAGGGACCGGUCGGCACCCGACGGGCCGCAGGGCGCUCAGCGCAUUCCGGGGGGGCCGCUCGGUGCCGCCGCCUCGGAGCUCGGAGCGCGCAGCGCGGGGGGCGGGGCCGCGGGGGCGGGGCGGGCGCGCGCACGCAGUCGGGCACGUACACCGCGCACGCGCACGCACAACGCGCGCCGACUCUGCGGAGCGGGAUCCCCGCCCCCGCGCGCCCCGCCCCCGCGCGCCCCGCCCCCGCGCGCCCCGCCCCCGCGGGGUCCCCGGCACUGCGGCCUGGGGCGCCGCCCGACGCCCACCCGGACUCCGGGGACCCCGACCACCCCACCCGGGACUCCGGGGACCCCCGACCACCCCACCCGGGACUCACGGGGACCCCCGACCACCCCACCCGGGACUCCGGGGACCCCGACCACCCCCACCCGGGACUCCGGGGACCCCGACCACCCCCACCCGGGACUCCGGGGACCCCCGACCACCCCACCCGGGAUUCACGGGGACCCCCGACCACCCCACCCGGGACUCACGGGGACCCCCGACCACCCCACCCGGGACUCCGGGGACCCCCGACCACCCCACCCGGGAUUCACGGGGACCCCCGACCACCCCCACCCGGGACUCACGGGGACCCCGACCACCCCACCCGGGACUCCGGGGACCCCGACCACCCCCACCCGGGACUCCGGGGACCCCCGACCACCCCACCCGGGAUUCACGGGGACCCCCGACCACCCCACCCGGGACUCACGGGGACCCCCGACCACCCCACCCGGGACUCCGGGGACCCCCGACCACCCCACCCGGGAUUCACGGGGACCCCCGACCACCCCCACCCGGGACUCACGGGGACCCCCGACCACCCCCACCCGGGACUCCGGGGACCCCGACCACCCCCACCCGGGACUCCGGGGACCCCGACCACCCCCACCCGGGACUCACGGGGACCCCCGACCACCCCACCCGGGACUCACGGGGACCCCCGACCACCCCACCCGGGACUCACGGGGACCCCCGACCACCCCACCCGGGACUCCGGGGACCCCGACCACCCCCACCCGGGACUCCGGGGACCCCCGACCACCCCACCCGGGAUUCACGGGGACCCCCGACCACCCCACCCGGGACUCACGGGGACCCCCGACCACCCCACCCGGGACUCCGGGGACCCCCGACCACCCCACCCGGGAUUCACGGGGACCCCCGACCACCCCCACCCGGGACUCACGGGGACCCCGACCACCCCACCCGGGACUCCGGGGACCCCGACCACCCCCACCCGGGACUCCGGGGACCCCCGACCACCCCACCCGGGAUUCACGGGGACCCCCGACCACCCCACCCGGGACUCACGGGGACCCCCGACCACCCCACCCGGGACUCCGGGGACCCCCGACCACCCCACCCGGGAUUCACGGGGACCCCCGACCACCCCACCCGGGACUCACGGGGACCCCCGACCACCCCACCCGGGACUCCGGGGACCCCCGACCACCCCACCCGGGAUUCACGGGGACCCCCGACCACCCCCACCCGGGACUCACGGGGACCCCCGACCACCCCACCCGGGACUCACGGGGACCCCCGACCACCCCCACCCGGGACUCCGGGGACCCCGACCACCCCCACCCGGGACUCCGGGGACCCCGACCACCCCCACCCGGGAUUCACGGGGACCCCCGACCACCCCCACCCGGGACUCCGGGGACCCCCGACCACCCCACCCGGGACUCACGGGGACCCCCGACCACCCCCACCCGGGACUCCGGGGACCCCCGACCCCCACCCGGGACUCAGGGGACCCCCGACCCCCAUCCGGACUCCGGGGACCCGUUCCGCCCCCUCCCCCUCUGA
This is a messenger RNA of Erinaceus europaeus (western European hedgehog), 2160 nucleotides long. RefSeq names its product basic proline-rich protein-like. The coding region runs from base 1 to 2160 and encodes 719 amino acids. The record is from RefSeq and is a predicted model, not a curated record. Lineage: Eukaryota; Metazoa; Chordata; Mammalia; Eulipotyphla; Erinaceidae. The transcript is spliced from 2 exons.